ACUCUCGCGCCCUCGCCAUUGUUUACAUUGACGUUUCCCACUGACGUUUGACGAUUUGUUUGCCUCGUAAUGCCUCGUUUAAAUUCAUGAAACUAAAUUGAAUAAGUGGAGUGAAUUACAAUUCCUACCAUGAAAUAAUUCGUUUAAUUAAGCCCGAAUCCUCCCCGUGUCGCAAACCCCAAGCGAGGCAAGUGCCAUCAACCACUAAUUAUCAAUAAUCUUAGUCAUUUUUCCCCACAAUCUUUGAUAAAAAGUUAUCGCAAUGUCGAGUGUAAAUAUUUAAGCGAUGCCAUGUAUGGGUUAAAAGCGUCCAAGGGACUCUUCUUCAUCCUGCUCUUCAACUCGGCUUUAGGCGAAUCGUGCGACCCCACCGCCCUGCCUUCGCAAUGCCCCGACUCGCAACUGUGCGACGAGGCCACGCGCACGUGCCAGUGCGCCCCCGGCUUCACGCGCAACGCCUCGGCCUGCGCCCCCCUGGCGCCCACGACCCCCAACACCUCAAGCCUUGUUGCGGGCCACCACAGCGGCCCCAUCGUCGCCGGAAUUCUCAUUCCACUGGUUUUAAUACUCCUUGUGAUAUACGCCAUUUACAUUAGUAGGAAGUACAAGUUAGUAACGUGGUUGCAGAGGAAAAUACACCAAAGAAACAACAACUACGACGAGUUCAUGAUCGGGCAAGAGGACGACGACCCGCCCCUGCGCUAAUCACCCAUUUUGUGCCAUUUCUCGCUCUCACAGCCCCCCUGAUUAAUGGAGCUUGUUGUGUUACCAUAGUUACCAGUCAGUAACUGUGGAAACACAUAAGUCAAGUCACCACUGGCAGGACGUAACCAGCCAGGUGACUGAAAAUCACGGAGGCUGUGUCCUCUUAUUAUACCAAAGCUGAACACUUUGUAAUCUAAUAAAACUAAUUUAUUACUCA
Molecule: messenger RNA, 922 nt
Organism: Tribolium castaneum (red flour beetle)
Lineage: Eukaryota; Metazoa; Arthropoda; Insecta; Coleoptera; Tenebrionidae
Exons: 2
Coding region: 292-705 (137 amino acids)
Source: RefSeq, a predicted model, not a curated record